AUGUCGCGAGCGAUGAGCAACGAGCUGGAAAGGUACCGGGCGGAAGUGGAGGGUCUGUUAGAAGCUGGUCGGAACGAGGAAAUCCUCAUCAACCACCUGGACCAAGAUCCCCAAUUGCUCUGCCGCAAGCUGUCUCCGCUUCUUCCGGUCACCGAUAUCCGCAAUCCCUUCGACUUCUCGUCCGCCGAGGAAACGGAUAUCGAGUCGCUCCGGAUUCCGGAUGGUGCUCUUGUUGAGAAGAUCACUGUCGAAAACCAGACGCUGUCUUUCAUCGCUUCGACACUAAAGCUUGCGACCCUCGGUCUGGCCGAAGGCGAGAAGUUUCUCUCGCAGGAUUUCUGUCGCUCGGAGCGCCUGCGUUUGGAAGAGCCGUUGAUGAGGGAUGGUUUUGUCCUCCCCAAGCCCAAAAAUGACAUCAAGGAUUUCGAGCCACUUCAGGUCAGCGAGGAGAACGACGAAGGGCUGAAGUGGUCAACACAGGUUCGGAGCGAUGUGAGGGAGUUCGAGAAGAAGUUGCGCGCCGAAAAGUUAGAUAUGCCGGCUGAAGUACGGAACUUAUUGAAGAAGUGCUGUGAUAAACCGAAGCAGCUUGAAUUUGACGAUGUUUUGCACUCGGAAUACACCAGUAUCCGCCGACCCAUCCUCGAGCCACUCAGCCCACCUCUGGUUGUACUUCCAGCUCAAGGAAUUCAAGAGCUACCGGCUCUAGAUUGGGUGAGCCUUGGUGUUCAGCCACUCCUUGCAGAGACCAAUGCUGAGUUUGUGAAUUCCUUGACGAAGGAAAUGAUGGAUGAGGACUCUCUACUGAGGACACCUCACAGUCCGUCACCGUCUCGCUUCGUCGAAAAAUCGCCAAUCCACUCAUCGCCUUUGAAGACUCCUCCGAGUCUCGAAGCCCUCAAGCUGGAAGUACCCCUAACUCCACCGCAUACCGUGGGACGCACCUGCCUCGCAUCGAAUUUCGAAACCGAUAUCCAGCCUUUGCCGCCACCCUCUCAAGAAGAUUCAGCAUCCCAAACUCAACUUAAGGACCUUGUCCAUGCGGACGUCCAGCAGCUACAGCGAGAGCUGGCCCAAGAGCAACUGCAGGAAGCGGACACGACGAUGCGGAUCGAAGUGCCUGUGAUGGACUUUUCGAUCCCAAAACUGCCGUGGGCGAUCUCGCGAGACGACAUGGAGAAUAUGCGGUAUUUGGACGGCUGGGCUGGCCUUGCGAAGAAAAAAUGGCGCGGCAUCAAAAUCAUCGAGAUCGACAUGGUUUGGGCGCCGUUUACCCGAAAAAAUGCUGCGGUACCUCGUGAAAACAUCGAGGACACUGAGGGAUCUAUACAGCACCUCCUGGUGACCACUGAAGAUUGUGCAUCCGCCGAACAGGAAUUGCUCGACUCGCUAGUGGAGCUGAACCUAGGCGACGAUACCGUUGAAGUACUGGACUAUGCGGUGCUCGAAAAGAAUCAGAUGGCUGAAGUCGAAAGCAUGGCCCCGCCGGAGCGAAAGCGGAAACCACCAGUAGAUUAUUCGUUCCAAGAUCUGCUCAAGAAGAAGAAGAAGCAUCGACCAGCAGUGGCUGCUACGCGAGAUGCUCAACCAGCAGAUACGAUUACGUUCGAUGGCUUCUCUGCUGCCAGCGCCCUGGACGCUUUCAUGAGAUCCCGAGGUAUGACUCCGGCACCCCUCGUGGAUACUUCUCGCGCACAGAUGCCACCACCACCUCGUCCAGUCAAAAUGGCUCCCCGUCCAGAAGCCAUGACACCUUUGAUCCCGGCACCACCGCAGUCAACGCAGCUAUCUCACCCAGCAGCACCAAUACCUCCUGCUAAUCUGCCUCCAGCGGACUUUAUAGUCUCGACCACGCUCCUUUCCGAGCGCAACAUCUUCAAAUCCAUCAAAUCACUCUACCCAGCAGCUCGCUUUAUCGAGAGAGACUUCCUAGCCGUGAUCGGUGACGUGCACACCCUUGGCCAGAGCCGCGGACGGAUGGUAGUCACCGACGCCGACAUGAUCCUGUCCCCAACGAGGGGCCUAAUCCUCACAACCCUCCGACGCCUAAGCAUAAGUUCACCCCUUCCAGGCGGAAACCCGCCAAUCGAGUACGGCCGGGACAUCAAGACGCGCAUCAUCGAGGUCAGUAAGCGAUACGAGCACCUGCAGCUGCUGAUCCGCGUUCCGGCCAAAACGCAGAGUGCCAACGAGGCCAAGGGGCUCAGCAAGUUUGUGGAAUUCGCCGUCUCCCUUGAGGCCGUGUGCAGAGUUGAGCACCGGCUUGUGGGCGAUUCUGACGAGGAAGCGGUGCGGUGGAUUAUUGCCGCCAUGAAGAGCCACGGCCACAGGUUGUUCGAGGAGGAGAGUGGCUGGGAGGUGUUCCUGAGGAAGGUGGGGUUCAAUGCCAUGGCUGCGCAAGUGUUGCUGCAAACGUGUAGGCCUCUAGGAGGGAUCCAGGCGUUUCUGGAUAUGGGAUACGAUGAGAGGAGGGCCAGGUUUGCGGGGCUGGUGGGUGAGAGGGUGCUGGCUAGGGUUAAAGAUAGGCUGAUGGUGCAGGAACAAUUUGUUGACACAUAAUUUGGAGUGGCUCAUAGGAAUUUCAUACCAGUGAAAGUAAGUACAUCUUAGCUAUUACGAAGAGCUUUUAGGUUCAACAAUGAUUGAAAUGUAGGUACCUCAAUGAGGAUAGUACAACUGAGUCGAGAAAGUGACCGGCGUCAGCCACCAGCCAGAAAACGUGGGUCUUUGGAUGUCUGAGAUUCCCAUUAUAUGGAGGUUCGAAGGCGCUAAUCAAUGACAAUACCCCAUUCAAGCCUACGAAACGAAGGUAUCAUACGAGUGAUACCUGUGACAGGCCAG
This is a messenger RNA of Tricharina praecox, 2841 nucleotides long. RefSeq lists its product as uncharacterized. NCBI's taxonomy places the organism in Eukaryota, Fungi, Ascomycota, Pezizomycetes, Pezizales, Pyronemataceae. The transcript is spliced from 2 exons. The record is from RefSeq and is a predicted model, not a curated record. Bases 1 to 2559 code for a protein of 852 amino acids.